AUGGCCAUGGAAGCUUACGCGGCAGGAGACCCUGACAAAAUCCAAACUGACGUCCUCUCAAAAGCCAGAGAAGCUUGCUACAAGGCUCGCGAUGCUUUCUACGCGUGUUUGGAAAAAGAAUCCGACAAGAAGCCCACUGUUGCUUCGGUUGGUUUGUUAUACCCUGUGGAAUGCAAACAAUCCAGGGCUGAAUUUGUCAAACAAUGCCGUUCUUCUUGGGUGAAACAUUUCGAUAGGCAGUUCUGUCAGAACAGGAGGGUUCAGAGGCUAUUGGAUGAUAAAGGGUCGAGGAGAGGGGUGUAGCGAUCGUCUUGGCCCCUGGGGAAGAUGGAAGUGAUCGUCAUGAUCUUUCCAUGCGUGAAUGUGGCAUAAUUAUCUAAGUCAUAGGCUGGAACAAGUUCUAGAACGGUUUUGAUGAUUUGCAGUGUUGCUGCAUUUUAAAUUGUUGGCUUCAUCUGUCCUUGUGGCAGUAAUAAUUUAUUGAACCUGACGAUUUGUAUUUCUUGUCUUAAGAUUGACUGUUCAUAAUGUACCCGCUUCAAUACAUUUGUAAAUUUUUCUUUUGUUCUCAUGGUUCAUGUACUUGGGGCUACUAAAAUAUUGGGCAUUGGUAAGAGGAAUAACUGAGAACCCUCAUAAGCUUUGGGCC
Molecule: messenger RNA, 649 nt
Organism: Prosopis cineraria
Lineage: Eukaryota; Viridiplantae; Streptophyta; Magnoliopsida; Fabales; Fabaceae
Product: cytochrome c oxidase subunit 6B-like protein new16
Cellular component (GO): mitochondrion; respiratory chain complex IV
Source: RefSeq, a predicted model, not a curated record